Molecule: messenger RNA, 1422 nt
Organism: Melitaea cinxia (Glanville fritillary)
Lineage: Eukaryota; Metazoa; Arthropoda; Insecta; Lepidoptera; Nymphalidae
Gene: Gas8
Product: dynein regulatory complex subunit 4
Exons: 6
Coding region: 16-1323 (435 amino acids)
Biological process (GO): cell motility
Cellular component (GO): motile cilium; microtubule; Golgi apparatus
Molecular function (GO): small GTPase binding; microtubule binding
Source: RefSeq, a predicted model, not a curated record
GUAGACACAUCUGAAAUGACAAGAGAAAAACUAGAACAAUUCACACUAAAAGUAAAAGAAGAACUUGACAAGGAAAGAGAAGAGAGAAAUUACUUUCAGUUAGAGAGAGAUAAGAUUAGAACAUUUUGGGAGAUAACACGUCAACAGCUCGAAGAAGCCAAAGCUGAACUGAGAAAUAGAGAACGAGCUACUGAAGAGGCACAAGAAGAAAAUGAAGCGCUAUUGGAAACCGAAAAACAAAAAAUUAAACAUUUAAAGUACGAACAGCAAGCGGCUGCAGCGGCUUUGAGGGCUGAAAAUUUAGUAGCAUUGAAAGCAGCUAAAGAAGAGCAUACAGAACAGGAGCUAGAAUUGCUUAAUGAUAAAAGGGCGUUGCGUCAAGAAAUGAGAGAGAAAAUGUUAGCAGCUCAAGAUGAACUGAGACGGGCUAAAUUGAUACAUGCUGAGGAACUUUCGAAGACGAGAGCGGAGUUUGAAGAAAGGGCUCGUCAAAUAGAAGAUAAAGCUGAGAAGAAACUGCAUGAAAUAAAAGUUGAACUAACGGUAAAGCACAGAACUGAGAUAGCUGAGGUUGAAGAACGAAAGAAUAAGCAAUUAUCAGAAUUGAUUGCUCAUCACGAACGAGCCUUCUCAGAUUUGAAAAAUUACUACAAUGAUAUAACACUUAACAAUUUAGGCCUAAUAAGUAGUAUGAAGCAACAAAUGGAGGAAAUGCAAAAGGUAAAGGAACGAGCAGAAAAAAUAGCUAGAGAUGCGGUUGCUGAAGCGAAGGGUCUCCGGGAGCCACUUGAAGCUGCUAUUGUCGAUAAUAAGGAGUUGAAACGACAAAUGUCGAAUUAUGAUCGAGAUAAGGCUGCGUUGGCUGCAAAAACAAAACAAUUGGCAUCUUUAGAGCAACAAUUUGACGUGCUGAAAUGGGAAUACGAAGUUCUACAAGUUAGGUUCGACCGGAUACUGGCUGAGAGGGACGAAUUAAAAGCAAGAUUUUCAAAAGCGGUUCUUGAAGUUCAGCAAAGGGCUUCGUUAAAAACCGCUCUUAUGGAAGCGAAGUUAAAAAAUUUGGAAGGACGCGAUCUAGGGCCCCGAGAAAUCCAUGAUCUUAUUAAAUUAAAAGAUACACAAGUUGAAGAUUUGCGUUAUGAAGCGGCAAGAUUACGUAAAGCCCACGACGAUUUGUUAGCGACUUACGAAGCGAAAUUAGCAAAAUUGGGGGUACCGAUUGAAGAACUAGGAUUCAAACCACUCAAGGCUGUUACUGUGGCCGGCAUUUCACCAGUCAUCGGCCAGGGACCAGCAGGCUUGGUAACGAAAGAUCAAGCUUAGAAACAAGAAGCAGAGUAAUGACAAAUCAACGAAAAGUAUAAAAUCAUGUAUAAAAAUAAAUUAUUUUUGUAUAAAGGAUUAAUAACUAUUAAAUAUUGU